Messenger RNA from Physeter macrocephalus (sperm whale), 4818 nucleotides. RefSeq names its product 5'-aminolevulinate synthase 2 (gene ALAS2). Bases 1929 to 3680 code for a protein of 583 amino acids. Gene Ontology annotation, cellular component: mitochondrion; mitochondrial matrix. Gene Ontology annotation, biological process: hemoglobin biosynthetic process; erythrocyte development; heme biosynthetic process. Gene Ontology annotation, molecular function: pyridoxal phosphate binding; 5-aminolevulinate synthase activity. The record is from RefSeq and is a predicted model, not a curated record. The transcript has 10 exons. NCBI's taxonomy places the organism in Eukaryota, Metazoa, Chordata, Mammalia, Artiodactyla, Physeteridae.
UUGAAAUAAGAAAAGCUAAGAUUUUCUUUUAGGCACUUUCCUAAAGUCUUAAUAUGAGUUUCAUUAGGCCUUUCAACACCCCUUGGCCUUUCCCAAUUUCAGGACCCACACACCCUACCCCACAUACCAACCUAUGCUCUUAUGACAGCCUGUGAAAGUUGGAGGGAGGAGGCUCUGGGAUGGAACAAGGGGAAGAGGCUACUUUGGGAGGAGGGUGUUUGCUCUAUGAGAUCUAGAAGGGAGGGGUAUUGCUCUGUAAGAGGUGAAAGAGGUUGUCAUAUGAUGACAUGGCCACGAGCUCCUCCUGUUCACUUUUCCCUCACAACAUAAAUCCUGAAAUACUAGAGGUGCAGUUAGGUUCUACUAAGUAACUCUCCUGGUGGUGGGAGGGCCUUAGUCUUGCCACAUUCCUCCAUCUCUUUCCCAUUAUCCUGUCCCAUAUCUUGUCUCACCCUCUGAUGCUGGAUAUCUAGUUUGUCCUUUUUCUUUUAAUCUAUUUCUCCCUCUUGCUAUCUCUAGCUCUCUUUGUCUUUACAUGUCUCAGCCCUCCCUCAUCCCAACCCCCCAACCCACCUUAGCCAUCUCUCUGUCUCUAUACUUUGAUCUUAGCUCUAACUCAGUCUCACUCUCAUCUCCCUCAGUAGGGAGGGCCAAGAUCCUCUUCCCCUAACUCUUCUUUGUUGUUCUCCCCCACCCACACAAUCUCUGACAGAAUUUCUCCUUUACCUUUGUGCCUGACUGACUCUCUGCCUCUGCUGGAUUUUCUCCUCUCCUGCUCUCAGUUUUCUGAGUCUUUGUAUAUUCCUCCAUGCUCCUUGAUUUCGCCUCAUAUCCCUUUUUUGUCCCUCUGUCUAUCUGUCUCUAACUCUACCUCUGCUCUGUUUUUCUCUCUCUCUCUCUUCUCUCAUCUUCUCUCUUUCAUUCUCUCUUUCUCUCAUCUCAGUCUCUUUCCCUACCUUCUGUAUUUCCCAUAAUCCUCUUGUCCUCUGUUUUUCUGGAUCAGUCCCCUUCUCCCUGUUCUUAUCUCUACCUGUCCCCUUUCCUCUGGCUUUGAUGUCUCUCCCACAAUUUCUGUUGUAACUCCACUACUACCAUUGCACCUUUGUUCUCUAUUACUUUCCUCCUUUUAUCUUGCCUAAUUUUUCUUUAUUUAUGACUCUUCCUCUAUUCUCUUUCCUCCAUUUGAGUCCCUGCUCAUUCACUAAUUUACUCCCAAAUUCAACAAAUAUUUAUUGAAUGCUUACUAUGUGUAUUUUUUCUUAUAUUCUCCCCACCCCUAUUCUCUCCUCUGUCUUAGCCUCUGCCUCUUUCAUUCACCCAUAGACUUGUUUCCCAGAUCCCUUGGGUCUUGCUUUCACCUACAUCUCUAUCUGCUUUUCCAAAAUCCAGGAGAAAAUCCAAAGACAGUAAAAUACCUGUCUUGUGGCACAUGGUGCCCUUUUGUCCUAUUCCCUGAAUCUACUUAAGUUGGUACCUAUGGCCUCAAGCUCCUUGUCUCUCUGACUAGGUCUGCUCAGGAAACACUCUGAGUGAAGCCUCAUGGCAUCUGUCUGCAUUAACAGGUUGAAUCUUCAUUUGGCUGAGGCCAAUAUUCUUAGAAAGAGUCUUAGUCUUAAGUGUUGAUCAAAGGGUUGGUGGGUUGUCAACACUCAUCCUGCCACACCCAAUCAUACUUCAAUGAUCGUUACCAUCACAGAGGGGGCCAGUGGCAGAGUCUGAAUCAGAAUUCAGGCUUUCUGACCUCCAGUGGGAACUCUUUUCUUCACCUCUUUUGUCUAAUGAUCUGUUUCCUGUUUCUUCCUCUCUGAUGCCCUAUUAGUACACUUUAAUAUUUGGAAAGUUCUUACCCUGAAAUGACAAUAAAGGCAUCUCUGGGGAGGGAGGCAAGCACUGGGUGAGAAGCUAAAGGCAAAGGAUCAAACACAAGAAUGACCCUUGGCUUUCAGCCAGGUCUUCAUGGUGGAAUCUCCUCUCUUCCACAUCUUAUGCAGAACUUCGGGCUCAAGAGGGUGGCAGCAGCCAUGUUGCUACAGCGUUGCCCAGUGCUGAUCCGGAGCCCCACAGCCCUCCUGGGCAAGAUGAUUAAGACUCACCAGUUCCUGUUUGGUAUUGGACGCUGUCCCAUCCUGGCCACACAAGGAACAACCUGUUCUCAAAUCCACCUUAAGGCAACCAAGGCUGGAGGGGACUCUCCAUCUUGGGCCAAGAGCCACUGUCCCUUCAUGCUGUUGGAACUCCAGGAUGGGAAGAGUAAAAUUGUGCAGAAGGCAGCCCCGGAAGUCCAGGAGGAUGUGAAGACUUUCAAGACAGACCUGCCCAUCUCCCUGGCCUCAACCAGCUUGAGGAAGCCAUUCUUCAGUCCCCAGGAGUCAGAAAAAAAUUCAGAGAAGGUCACGCACCUGAUUCAGAACAACAUGGCUGGAAACCAUGUCUUUGGUUAUGACCAGUUUUUUAGGAACAAGAUCAUGGAGAAGAAACAGGACCACACCUACCGUGUUUUCAAGACUGUGAACCGCUGGGCUGAUGCAUACCCCUUUGCUGAACACUUCUUUGAGGCAUCUGUGGCUUCAAAGGAUGUGUCUGUCUGGUGCAGUAAUGACUACCUGGGCAUGAGUCGGCACCCUCGGGUCUUGCAAGCCACACAGGAGACCCUGCAGCGUCACGGAGCUGGAGCUGGUGGCACCCGCAACAUCUCGGGUACCAGCAGGUUUCAUGUUGAGCUGGAGCAAGAGCUGGCUGAGCUGCACCAGAAGGACUCAGCCCUGAUCUUCUCUUCCUGCUUUGUGGCCAAUGACUCUACUCUCUUCACCUUGGCCAAGAUCUUGCCAGGGUGUGAGAUUUACUCAGAUGCAGGCAACCAUGCUUCAAUGAUCCAAGGUAUCCGCAAUAGUGGAGCAGCAAAGUUUGUCUUCAGGCACAAUGACCCUGACCACCUGAGGAAACUUCUAAAGAAGUCCAACCCUGAGACACCCAAAAUUGUGGCCUUUGAGACUGUUCACUCCAUGGAUGGUGCCAUCUGUCCCCUUGAGGAGUUGUGUGAUGUGGCCCACCAGUAUGGGGCUCUGACCUUCGUGGAUGAGGUUCAUGCUGUAGGACUGUAUGGGUCCCGGGGUGCUGGGAUUGGGGAGCGUGAUGGAAUUAUGCACAAGAUUGACAUCAUCUCUGGAACUCUUGGCAAGGCCUUUGGCUGUGUGGGCGGCUACAUCGCCAGUACCCGUGACUUGGUGGACAUGGUGCGCUCCUAUGCUGCUGGCUUCAUCUUCACCACUUCACUGCCUCCCAUGGUGCUCUCUGGGGCUCUGGAAUCUGUGCGGCUGCUCAAGGGAGAGGAGGGCCAAGCCCUGAGGCGGGCCCACCAGCGCAAUGUCAAGCACAUGCGUCAGCUACUAAUGGACAGAGGCCUUCCUGUCAUCCCAUGCCCCAGCCACAUCAUCCCCAUUCGGGUGGGUGAUGCAGCGCUGAACAGCAGGAUCUGUGAUCUCCUGCUCUCCAAGCAUGGCAUCUAUGUGCAAGCCAUCAACUACCCAACUGUCCCCCGGGGUGAGGAGCUGCUGCGCUUGGCACCCUCCCCCCACCACAACCCUCAGAUGAUGGAAGACUUUGUGGCUGGGAGACACAUCUAUGUUCCUGUGGCUCUUCUGCAAACUAAUCAAGGAAUCUUCCUACAGCCUCUUCUUUGAGCCAAGCCUACUGCUGAGUUGGACUGUGCCAGCAUAAGUUACUUAUCCCUCCCCUUACGAGGCAAGCUAUGAUGAGAACUGACUUGGAGAUUCUAGGGCAGUGGUCCUCAAGCCUGAAUAUACAAUAAAAUCAGCCUGGGAGCUUUUAAAACAUACUGCUACCCUGGCCCCACACCCAAUAGAUCCUGAUUUAAUUGGUCUAGGGUUGCACCAAGGUAUUGACAUUUUUGUAAAAGCUCCUUGUACUAAUGUACUUUCAGGGGUUGAGAACCAUUGGCAUAGAGGGACUCAGAGAUGAGAGGUUCACACAAGAAAAGAAGACGGGGGGGGCAUGCCUACCAAUUAAGAGGACAGUGAGAAAAGACAAAAUGAGAAUAACUUUUGCAAUGGGCAGAGAGGAGAUGACCUGGCUGGAGUGGAUGGAGUGUGUAGCGGUGCUGAGGAUGGAAACGGAGACUGGGCGCAGACAAGAAAGAGUUUUGAAUGCCAGGCCUGUGUGUUUUCUCUGCAUCACAAAGGUAACAGGGAGGUGUUGAAGGUUCAUGAGCAGGAAACAUAGUAUAUUAGGGAAAUGAUCAAGGCAAUGUGGAGUUCCAGGCCCUUGAAAUCUGACUGAAACUCUCCAGCCCCAUCUCCUGCUACUCACCUUCCUUCUCUGUCACGCCCUAACAAGAAUGGGACUUGUAGUCUCCAAUGCACAUCAGCCAAAUUCUCACCUUUCAGCCUUUGCUCAUCAUGCUAGAAUUCUUUGCUUCCCACCCCAAAGCUCUGUUCUACUCAUCUUUUAAGAUUCAGAGAUUUUAAGAUAUCUCCCCCAACGUCCUGGCUGGCCCAAAUCCUAUUUCUGGGCUCUCCUAACCUCCUGGGCUGCUGUCUCUGCCUCAGCCCUGAAGACACCAUUCUAUAAUUGACUGGUCAUGUGUCCAUACCCCACCACCAUGCUGAGAGCUCUGAGGGGCCGAGCCAGAACUGACUACUAACUGAGUCCACAGCACAAUCCUCAGUGCUUUGAGAAUAGAAUUUCAAACUAAGCUCUGCUUUUCCAUGAAGGAAGCUUGUCCCUGGGCCAAAAAACCAGCAUUGAUUGGCUGGCUAAACAGAAGCAUAGUCAGGAGUAAGGUCAAAGGCCUAGAGGGAG